Molecule: messenger RNA, 4298 nt
Organism: Tremella mesenterica DSM 1558
Lineage: Eukaryota; Fungi; Basidiomycota; Tremellomycetes; Tremellales; Tremellaceae
Exons: 16
Coding region: 1-4200 (1399 amino acids)
Biological process (GO): triglyceride biosynthetic process; fatty acid catabolic process
Cellular component (GO): nucleus
Molecular function (GO): oxidoreductase activity; phosphatidate phosphatase activity
Source: RefSeq, a predicted model, not a curated record
AUGCUAGCCACUCGUCUACGUAAUCCCCUACGUUCUACGCUGUCUCUUGAGAAGAGCGCAAAUCCACUCGGUCGCACCUAUGCAUCGGCUUCUUCCGGCGGAGGGUCGAACCUUCCUUUGAUCCUUGGUGCAGCAGGCUUGCUCGGUCUCGGUGGUUAUGUCUAUCUGCAGCGCAAUCCUGAGAUUUUCGGCAAAAUCGAUGCUCUCAAACAAGAUGUCAAGGCGAAAGCCGAGGGCCUAGAGGCGGAACGUAAAGCGUCUUCAUCGGAGAACUCUCUUGCCGCUUUGAUCAAAGAUUCCUGGGUACCCUUCAAAUUGACCCAAGUCGAGCCGUACAAUCACAACACCAAAAUAUACACAUUUGACAUUGGCGAGAACAAGGUUGCUGGUGGAGAAGUCGCCUACGUCGUUCUUGUCAAACCGGACGGAGAUGAACCCAAGGAUGACAAAGGCAAUCCUGUCAUCAGACCUUAUACCGCGAUCUCAUCUUCGGAAGACAAGGGAACUAUCAAACUACUGAUCAAAGAAUAUAAGACUGGGAAACUCACCCCUUACAUCGCUUCUCUCACUCCUGGUCAAAACUUGCAAUUCAAAGGCCCGAUCCAGAAAUUCAAAUAUGAGCCUAAUUCGAUUGAUCGAGGAUUAUGCAUCGCAGGAGGUAGCGGUAUCACUCCCAUGUGGCAGUUGAUCACACAUUCUCUCAAAUUACCAGAGGACAAGACUAAAUGGACCUUGGUAUUCUGCAACGUAGAGGAGAAGGAUAUCUUACUGCGCAAGGAAUGGGAUCAACUGGCAAAGUCACAUCCUGAUCGUCUCGAGGUCAAAUAUGUACUAGAUAAGAGUCCAUGGGGUUGGAAAGGAGAGACCGGCUUCGUGACCCCAUCGAUGAUUUCAAAGCUGUUCCCGAAAGGCGAUGACAAGGUCAAGGUGUAUGUAUGUGGACCACCUGGUCAGGUCAAAGCUGUUGCGGGACCGAAAGAUGGGAUGAAGCAAGGAGAGGUGACUGGAGCAUUGAAGGAACUUGGAUAUACAUCUGAAGAAGUAUUCAACACCUCUACCAUAUAUCACUCCUCGAAGCGACUGUCUCUAAUCCUCCUCCUUAUUCCCCUCAUCGAAAACUUGCUCAAUAUGCAAUACCUAUCCAAGGCGUACAACUAUUACUCCGGGAUCAACCCCGCCACCUUGAGCGGUGCUAUAGACGUCAUCAUCAUUCGACAUGUAGGUGACGAUGGCGAGGUCACCAUGUCAUCUUCCCCUUUUCAUGUUCGUUUCGGCAAGCUUCAAGUCUUACGAGCUGGAGAGAAAAGAGUGACCAUCACACUACCUGAUAAUCUACCAGCACCUCAUGUCGCACCUUUCAGUAUGAAAGUAGGUGACACAGGUGAAGCUUUCUUUGUUCUUGAAACAGAGGAAGAAGUCCCCCCGGAACUCAUCACCAGUCCUGUGGUCAUGGCUGAUGACGAAACGUCUCCUAAUUUACUACCGUCACCUCCGAUGUCAUUGGAGGGAGUAGGAGCAGGUGAAGAACAAUCUCCUACUCAUCAUCCUUUUGGAGAAUCGGACAAAGCAGGACAGAAAAUACAAAAAAGACCUUUGUCAGAAGUGGAAUUCCUCGAUUUGAACGCUACGACACAUCAUGAUUUCCAUCCACCAAAUCACUCUCCUAAUCAUCAUCCAAAUACCCCAUCGACAGGUCGACCAUUGUCAUCUGUGUCCAUAACGGAUUCUGCCAGUAGUUUCGGCUUCGAACCUCGACUCAAAUCCCAUUCCACCUCAGUUUCAAGUGAUACAUCUCCUAUGGAUGUUGAAUUACGUCAUAAACCUCACAUCACCAAUGAUAUAUCUUCCGAGGGUCAGCUAUACGAUGAAGACAAGAGAAAAUUGGAGCGAGAGAAUGAAGUCGAUGAGAAUGGCCAUGCUCUGUCUGGGACCGACGAUCAGCAAGUUCCCCCAAAUCCAAUGGCAGCCCAGCCGGGGGAGAAAACUCAUAUGCCAUUUCGAGAUCAUAAACUUUCCGACAUGUAUUUAUCACCAAAUCCAAAUGAAGAUGGACUUCCAAAAGUCAAACCUGGAGAAGGAGAAGGUCCUACCGUGGUAUAUGGGAAAGAUGUCAUUCUUGAUAUGGCGGGAUAUCAUAGCUCUCGUGCUAAUGAAGACGUCACUACUCCCACCGAACGAACCUCCAAAUCCGCACUGUUACAUCAAGGACAGAAUAUGAGUGAGAAUCCAAAACAUUCUAUGGCUCCAUCAUUACGAAAUUCUCUCGUCGAUUCGCUCACUCGUAAUCUUCUCGGUGCCGUUCUUCCUAGACCUCACAUGCUUCCAAGAUCCACCGACCCCGAUUUGAAUGAAACCCAGGCUUUGUUGUCAAAUAUGACGCAUAUGUCACUUGAGGAUCGAUCUCGUCGUGAACGUCACACUUCCGAACCACCACCAGAUAUAGAACCUACUUCACCUUCAUCACUCCCAUUGUCUCGUUCACCCAGUGGGACUAUCUUUCCUCCGUCUUUACCUAUCCCACACGCUACCAUGGAUCUCGCUUGGGAUUGGGGUAGGCUGCCUGCUGGACGUCUGCCAGCAGGUCAUAAACCACCAGAUGAUGUUGAGGAAGUUGAUAAUCUGGAACCGCCCGCCUUGGAAAGAGCGCAAAGUCUUCCACCAGAGAAUAUGGAUUCACCGGUCCAACCACCAUGGGCUCCGUCUGUGCGAUUGAAGAAUGUCGAGGAUAGUCCUUAUGUGUUUGUUCUUGAAUUGGAAGAUUCUCGUACGUAUACGUUCGAAUUAGCAUUAUGUGGACAUGAAGGAUUUGCUCCUGGUGGAAAAGCUUCGGAGGAAGAUGAAGCGGCGUUCUUGCGAACUAGAGUAUCAUUCCAAGAGUUUAUCGAAGAUCCUCAAUUGGUUGAUGAUCCACGACUUGUUUUGAGAUACAGUCUAAUGUAUUUGACAUGGACUAACGAAUAUCCUCUCCUUCGAGCAUUAUCAUUAUAUCGACAAACACUCGCCCCUCCUCAUAUAAACACUCCCUCGACCCCUCCUGUCCGUCCAGUAUCAGGCUAUGGUUGGUCAAGAUGGUGGAGGGGUGAUCCUCAUUCUGGUCCUCAACCUCAACCUCAACCUCAACCUCAACAUGCAGCUUCGACCUCUGACGUUACGCUCACUCCUAUCACAUCCGGUAAUGAAGCCCCACAAGAGCUUCCCCCACUAUCAACUGAAUCUACCCAACCUACACAUCGUAAGAACUACGCGAAGACAUUACGUUUAUCAUCUGAUCAAUUGAAAUCUCUCAAUCUCAAACCUGGACCCAACACCAUUUGCUUCUCCGCCACCUCCUCCUACUCCGGUCAAGCAAUAUGUUCAGCUCGUAUUUUCCUAUGGGAAGAAACGGACCAAAUAGUCAUCUCCGAUAUCGACGGUACCAUCACUAAAUCCGACGCUUUAGGACAUGUCUUUGCUGCUAUUGGAAAAGAUUGGACACAUUUAGGAAUAGCUAAAUUAUAUACGGAUAUAAGUAAUAAUGGCUACAAGAUUAUGUAUCUGACUUCACGUGCUAUAGGUCAAGCGGAUUCCACAAGAGAGUAUUUAAAGGGGAUAGUACAGGGUGAAUAUAGGUUACCGGAUGGUCCUGUGAUCAUGAGUCCUGAUCGAUUGAUUGCUAGUCUUCAUCGAGAGGUGAUCUUGAGAAAACCUGAAUUGUUCAAAAUGGCUUGUUUGAGAGAUAUCCAAAGGUUAUUCGGACGUAAUGCGAAAGACGCAUUCUUCGCUGGGUUUGGAAAUAGGAUAACGGAUGCUAUGAGUUAUAGAUCCGUCGGUAUACCAGCAAGCAAGAUUUAUACAAUAGAUUCAACAGGUGUUGUGAAAACUGAAUUACUUCAAGCUGCUGGACAUAAAGGUAGUUAUAUACAAUUGAACGAUCUAGUGAAUGAAACUUUCCCACCCGUCAACAAAAAGUUUAUUCCUGAUUAUACCGACUUUAUCUUUUGGAGACCUUUGAUAGAAGACGUUCCAAUUCCUGAUCUCACGCCACCCUCUCCAGCUUUGAGCGCUAGGGCGGAGACGACUAGCAGGUUGAGUGUUUUGGGAAAGAUUGCAACUUUAGGUAGAAGAUCUUCUAGGGCUAUGUUACCUGGUAACGAUACCACAGUGAGGUCAGGGAGUGGAUUAGGUAGAGCUGCUGUGACGCCUAGUGAUCUACUUCGAUAGUUUUUAGGUUUGAAGAAAUGAAGGAAAUGAGAGAAGAGGGUGGAAACAUCGAUCAUGAAGGAGAUGAUAUAUUUGUUGUAUGCAUAUCAAUCAUAUUG